Molecule: messenger RNA, 1576 nt
Organism: Owenia fusiformis
Lineage: Eukaryota; Metazoa; Annelida; Polychaeta; Sabellida; Oweniidae
Source: the annotation of a GenBank genome assembly
GAAGAUGGGAAAAACGAACAAGAUAUAAUAAUAAAAAUUCUACUUACCAACGUGCUAAUGCAAUUCCUGUCUUCACAGGGCACACCUAUUCUAAUGCGCGUGGCUAUCAUGCACAAUAUGAUCCAUACAAAACUGAUGAUGACUAUGCAUCAGACUGCUUCGCGUUUGACGAAACUGAUCGACAACAGGCUGUUUAAUAUGUGUGAAAAUCUAAAACUGUUGUUGUUUCUCAUUUUAUUUUCUGCUUUAUUCAAUAAACAGACCAUAGCUUUUAACAAUCAAGGUAAUAGUGAGUUAAGACUAGCACAAUGGAAUUGCCGAGGUUUCAAUGUAUCUACUCUAUAUAUUAAACAUUUAUUGUCACAUUGCGAUAUCUUGGCUCUCUCAGAGCACAAACUCUAUCCCUGUAACAGAUUCAAGCUUGACUCCGUGCACUCGGACUUUCGGUGUUACAGCACAAGUAGCAAGAAUCUAAACGAUUUUAACUGUGGUAAAAUAUGGGGAAAUGGUGGUGUUGCUAUUUUCUGGCGUGAUUCGUUGAGCAAUUAUGUUAUUCCUGUUAAAGAUAUGUCAACAGACAGGAUCGUUUGUCUAAAGGUAUCAAUAGUGCAAACUGCGCCUAUUUAUAUAUUUUCUGUUUACUUACCUCAACAAAAUUGUGAAAUUGACAUGUACGACGAUGUUUUAUUCUCACUCGAACACUUUGUGCAAAAGGCUAGCAUGGAUGGCAGUGUUAUAAUUCUUGGCGAUGUAAACAGUAAUUUGGGUACGCUUACGGGUUGUAGGGGUCAUGGUAAUCCCUCAUCUAAUGGUAUCAAAUUGUAUGAUUUUAUGCAACGAAAUCUUCUAACCGCAAUUGAUAUGACAGACUUAGCGUGUGGUCUAAGACAUACAUUUGAAAUGACUCGAAACAAUGCUCUUCAUGUUAGCUAUAUUGAUCAUGUCAUUUUGUCUUACACUUUACGUGAAUGUGUUUUAUCGUGUACAGUCCUGGAAGAUGAGCCUGACAAUACAUCAGAUCAUCUUCCAAUUCAAACUAUAUUAAAUUUAAAUGCUCAAAUAGAACGUUGCCCAGAUAUUGAAGCCCCAAAAGGAUUUGCUUGGAACAAACUCAACUGUAAUGAAAUAAAGGACUCGUACACUAAUUCGGUUACAUUGAAAUGUAACGAUAUUUUACUUGAACUGCGUUCUAUCUUGUCCAGUCGGACACUAAACGCAGCAGAAAUUGAUCAUUUCAUCAAUAGAAUAGUAGAGAGUUUAAUUUUAUCAUCAAAUGCUCAUAUACCAAAGAGGAAAUUCCUGAAAUAUGUUAAGCCCUUUUGGAACUCAACUUUGACGUCAUUAGCUAAAGAUAAAAAGGCAAAGUGGCAUAAAUGGGUGUCUCAGGGUAGAUCACGUGACCCUUCAAAUGAUGUUAGAAAACAAUAUAAAGAGUCAAAGAAAAUGUUUUCAAAAACCUAUCAAGCUGCACAACUUGAGUAUGAAAGAGAGGAAUUAGAAAAAUUGUAUACAUCAGAACAAUCAGAUCAACGCUUUUACUGGUAUCUGGUCAAUAAACACAGAAGAUCAUCAAAGA